Messenger RNA from Plasmodium cynomolgi strain B, 909 nucleotides. RefSeq lists its product as hypothetical. NCBI's taxonomy places the organism in Eukaryota, Apicomplexa, Aconoidasida, Haemosporida, Plasmodiidae. The transcript has 3 exons. The record is from RefSeq and is a predicted model, not a curated record. Bases 1 to 909 code for a protein of 302 amino acids.
AUGAAGAUAUUCGUUCCCAACAACUAUGAAAAUGUUUGCAAACAAAAGGUAGACGAUUAUGAUAGACUAGAAAAUAGUCAAAAACAAUUUUGUAUGAAACUUGUAAGAAAUUUAGCGUGUUAUAAUUAUGAAGAUGGGUAUUACAACCUUAAUAAUGAGGAAUGUAUGAUUUUAUACUAUUGGAUAUAUAGUUCAGUAAAACAGCAUAAUAUUAAUAAUAAUCUUAUUACUCCAAUUUUUUAUGAUAAUUAUAGUAGAUUUUGUACGUACGAAAGGAAAGCUAAUUGUUUUUAUAAUCUUUAUUACGACUAUUUUGAAGACCCAGUGGGCAUGAUAUUCUUGGAUAUUUUUCAACAAAAUAUAAAUACUGUAAUAAAUAUGUUGGGUAAUACAGAUGUUAGAAUUAAUGCUAAUUUGCAAAAGUAUAUUUGUGAAUGCAUUAAUAUAUAUAAUGAAAUGAAUAAAACAUAUUGCCUUAGUGAUGUUUAUAAUGAUGAAAAGCGUACAUGGACUUGUAGCAGGUUAGCUGCAGUUAAGCUAACAUAUGAUGCGUAUCUUGCUGGAAAAUUAUACAAAAAUUAUGUAAUACCAGUUUUAGGUAGAAAUGAAGGAGAAUAUUUAGAGAUGUGUCCACAGGAUAGUCCUGGAUCAAAAUUAACUACGGAAAAACAUAGAACAGUAUCUCUACCUUCAUUAAAUGAGUUCAUGUUCAAAAUGCAGCAGAACCUUUAUAUUCAAAGGAAGUUAUUAAUGAAAAACCAGAUCUUCCUACCCAGGUUAAUGAAUUUCAUGGCACUGAUAGUUCUGGCUCGUCAAGUACUACAAAAGCCCUUGAUUCCGUGGCUCAUGAAGAUCAUAGCACAGGUAGUUCUGUCCGGUCAAGUACAACAACAGCUCUUGCUACGGUGA